UUUGAAGUCAGUCCAACCAGCCUCCUGCUGCCUGGGACAUCUUUGGAGUGAGGACCACGUUUCAGGGUGACCAUGGGGACUCCUGCCCAUGCUACCAUUACAAGAUGGCUGUUCUGGGUGCCCAUGGUGUGCUGCCUGGCAGGAGACCAGCUGCAGAGAGACCCGACCCUGGACCACCACUGGGAUCUCUGGAAGAAAUUCCAUGGCAAACAAUACAAGGAGAAGAAUGAAGAAGAAGCCCGACGCCUCAUCUGGGAAAAGAAUCUGAAACUUGUGAUGCUUCACAAUCUAGAAUAUUCUUUGGAAAUGCAUUCAUAUAGCCUGGGCAUGAACCAUAUGGGAGACAUGACCAGUGAAGAGGUCCUUGGUCAGAUGAGACCCCUGAGAGUUCCCAGCCAGCGGCAUAGAAACAGCACCUACAAGUCAAACCCUAAUCAGAAACUGCCCGAUUCUAUGGACUGGCGAGAGAAGGGGUGUGUCACGGAAGUGAAAUACCAGGGUUCUUGUGGGUCCUGUUGGGCUUUCAGUGCCGUAGGGGCCCUGGAGGCGCAGCUGAAGCUGAAAACAGGGAAGCUGGUGUCUCUCAGCGCACAGAACCUGGUGGAUUGCUCUACCGAAGAAAAAUACGGGAAUAAAGGCUGCGAUGGUGGCUUCAUGACAAGGGCUUUUCAGUACAUCAUCGAUAAUGGUGGCAUUGACUCAGAUGCUUCCUAUCCCUACAAAGCCGUGGCUGAAAAAUGUCACUAUGACUCAAAAAGUCGAGCUGCCACAUGUUCAAGGUAUAUGGAGCUCCCUUCGGGUGAUGAAGAGGCGCUGAAAGAAGCUGUGGCUAAUAAAGGACCUGUGUCUGUGGGCAUUGAUGCCAGCCAUCCUUCCUUCUUCCUCUACAAAAGUGGUGUCUAUGAUGAGCCCUCCUGUACUGAGAACGUAAACCAUGGUGUACUAGUGGUUGGCUAUGGGAACCUUGAUGGGAAAGACUACUGGCUUGUGAAAAACAGCUGGGGCCUUCACUUUGGUGAUCAAGGAUAUAUUCGGAUGGCAAGAAAUAAUAAAAAUCAAUGUGGGAUUGCUAGCUAUGGCUCUUACCCAGAAAUCUAAACAAGGUCUUCUCUUUCUAACAAGCCAUGAAGAUGAAAUGCACUCUCUUAAUUUAAUUUCACCUGCUCUGUCCCGAAGAAACAAAUGUGUCAUGACCAAUUUGUAUUUAAUGUUCUAACUAGGUUAUAGUUCGUUCACUUUACAACUUUCUCUCUGAAAAGUCUGCGAACAAGAAUGUACUGUAGAUGGAACUCUAUCAGAGUCCAUUCCUGGGAUAUUCAUGUUUGUUCUUUCUACCCCUUACACCUUGCUAUCUUUAUGUUUUCUAAUAACCAUAAUAUCCAUGAAGUGCUUAAUAAAUCAGUCAUUUCAAAUCUC
Messenger RNA from Cricetulus griseus (Chinese hamster), 1416 nucleotides. NCBI's taxonomy places the organism in Eukaryota, Metazoa, Chordata, Mammalia, Rodentia, Cricetidae. The record is from RefSeq and is a predicted model, not a curated record.